CGAGUCACAUGUUGUUUUGCUCUUCUUAGUUCAGUCACUCGGUGCGCGAUGUGUUACUCACUGUGCGGCGGGGACCGCGACGAGCUCGGGUCGCGGUUGGCAGCAGCAAUAGCAGCCCCGGCGGCGGCGCGGACCCCGAGUGCCCGGGCGCACCCCGGCUUCCUGGAGCGCGGCGCAGCGACUGCAAAGGUGCGGCCGCGCGCGCCUUAGGCUCGGCCCCGCGACUSGGGGAUCCCGACUCUCAGCCCAGCCAGCGAGUCCCCAGGCGCCGCCCGAGAGCCCAGGAGGCAGCGGCCGCGGGCAGCCGGGCCGGGGGGCGGCCACCGCCCGCACCAGGCAUCCUCCGGAGCCUCGGAGGGCGCUGCGCCACCGGAACGUGCGGGCCUCCACGGACCUUCUCCUCUCCUGGGUCGGUGGGACGCGUGUUCCGGCGGGCGGCGGGGCGAACGGGUGGCAGGGAGCCGCCCCCGCCCGCGCCCCUCCGCCCUCCUCCAGACCCUCCACGCCGGGCUGGGCUGCGCGGCCUGAAGAGCCGGCGAUGGCGAGUCCGCCGCUGCAUGGAUCCCCCGGGCCGGCGGGCGGCGACGGCCCCAACCUCAACAACAACAACAACAACAACAACCACAGCGUGCGCAAGUGCGGCUACCUGCGCAAGCAGAAGCACGGCCACAAGCGUUUCUUCGUGCUGCGCGGGCCCGGCGCAGCUGGCGACGAGGCGACAGCGACUGCGGGCGGGGGGUCGGCGCCGCAGCCUCCGCGGCUCGAGUACUACGAGAGCGAGAAGAAGUGGCGGAGCAAGGCAGGCGCCCCGAAGCGAGUGAUCGCGCUCGACUGCUGCCUGAACAUCAACAAGCGCGCGGACGCCAAGCACAAGUUCCUGAUCGCCCUCUACACCAAGGACGAGUAUUUUGCUGUGGCGGCCGAGAACGAGCAGGAGCAGGAGGGCUGGUACCGCGCGCUCACGGACCUGGUCAGCGAGGGCCGCGCGAGCGCCGGGGACCCGGCCCCCGCCGCCUCGGCCCCCGCGGCGUCCUGCAGCGCCUCCCUGCCCGGCGCCCUGGGCGGCUCGGCCGGCGCCGCGGCCGAUGACAGCUAUGGGCUCGUGGCGCCCGCCACGAGCGCCUACCGCGAGGUGUGGCAGGUGAACCUGAAGCCCAAGGGCCUGGGCCAGAGCAAGAACCUGACGGGCGUGUACCGCCUGUGCCUGUCGGCGCGCACCAUAGGCUUCGUGAAGCUCAAUUGCGAGCAGCCGUCGGUGACGCUGCAGCUCAUGAACAUCCGCCGCUGCGGCCAUUCGGACAGCUUCUUCUUUAUAGAGGUUGGCCGCUCGGCCGUCACGGGCCCCGGAGAGCUGUGGAUGCAGGCCGACGACUCGGUGGUGGCGCAGAAUAUCCACGAGACCAUUCUGGAGGCCAUGAAGGCGCUCAAGGAGCUCUUCGAGUUCCGGCCGCGCAGCAAGAGCCAGUCGUCCGGGUCGUCCGCCACGCACCCUAUCAGCGUCCCCGGCGCGCGCCGCCACCAUCACCUGGUCAACUUACCCCCUAGUCAGACAGGCCUGGUGCGCCGCUCGCGCACCGACAGCCUGGCCGCCACUCCGCCGGCCACCAAGUGUAGCUCUUGCCGGGUUCGCACUGCCAGUGAGGGCGACGGCGGCGCUGCAGCCGGGACUGUGGCGGCGGCCGGCAGGCCUGUGUCCGUAGCCGGGAGCCCCCUGAGCCCUGGGCCCGUGCGCGCGCCCCUGAGCCGCUCGCACACCCUGAGUGGCGGCUGCGGUGGCCGCGGGAGCAAAGUGACACUGGCACCGGCAGGGGGCGCCCUGCAACACAGCCGCUCCAUGUCCAUGCCCGUGGCGCACUCGCCCCCUGCUGCCACCAGUCCUGGCAGCCUGUCGUCCAGCAGCGGGCACGGCUCAGGCUCCUACCCGCUGCCUCCGGGCCCGCACCCGCACCUGCCUCAUCCUUUGCACCACCCCCCAGGUCAGCGGCCCUCCAGCGGCAGUGCCUCUGCCUCAGGCUCUCCCAGUGACCCUGGCUUCAUGUCUCUGGACGAAUACGGCUCUAGCCCUGGUGACCUGAGAGCCUUCUGCAGCCACAGGAGCAACACACCGGAGUCCAUCGCGGAGACACCCCCGGCCAGGGAUGGCAGCGGGGGCGAGUUGUAUGGGUACAUGACUAUGGACAGGCCUCUGAGCCACUGUGGCCGACCGUAUCGCAGAGUCUCCGGUGAUGGGGUCCAGGACUUGGACAGAGGACUGAGAAAGAGGACUUACUCCUUGACCACACCUGCUCGGCAGCGGCCAGUGCCCCAGCCCUCCUCUGCCUCUCUGGAUGAGUACACCCUGAUGCGGGCCACCUUCUCUGGAAGCUCAGGCCGCCUCUGCCCAUCUUUCCCUACAUCCUCUCCCAAAAUGGCUUACCACCCCUAUCCAGAGGACUAUGGGGACAUAGAGAUUGGAUCCCAUAGGAGUUCCAGCAGCAAUCUGGGGGCUGAUGACGGCUACAUGCCCAUGACCCCUGGUGCGGCUCUCAUGGGCAGUGGCAGCGGCAGCUGCAAGAGCGAUGACUACAUGCCCAUGAGCCCCACCAGCGUGUCUGCCCCAAAGCAAAUCCUGCAGCCAAGAGCUGCGCCUGCAGCAGACUUGCCCCCCACCGGAGCAGCAGCGCCUCAGCCCGCCCCUGUGGCCAACAGGACCUUCCCAGUGAGCGGGAGCGGCUACAAGGCCAGCUCCCCCGCGGAAAGCUCACCCGAGGAUAGCGGGUACAUGCGCAUGUGGUGUGGCUCCAAGCUGUCCAUGGAGAAUGCCGACCCAAAGCUGCUUCCCAAUGGGGACUACCUCAACAUGUCCCCCAGCGAAGCGGGCACCGCGGGCACGCCUCCUGAUUUCUUCUCAGCAGCCUUGCAUGGCAGUGGGGAGGUGCUCAAAGGGGUCCCUGGCUACUGCUACAGUUCCUUGCCCCGCUCCUACAAGGCCCCUUAUGCCUGCAGCGGGGACAGUGACCAGUACGUGCUCAUGAGCUCCCCUGUGGGACGGAUCCUGGAAGAGGAGAGGCUGGAGCCCCAGGCCACCCCAGUAACCUCCCAGUCAGCCAGCACCUUUGGGGUUGGCGGGAGUGGCCACCCCCAGCCUCCCCAUCCAGCAGUGCCUUCACCCAUGAGGCCAAGUGGCAGCAAUUUCCUGAGCCAGCGCUGCCGGGCGGUGCGGCCCACACGCCUGUCCCUGGAGGGGCUGCAAACCCUGCCCAGUAUGCACGAGUACCCCCUGCCGCCAGAGCCCAAGAGCCCUGGAGAAUACAUCAACAUUGACUUUGGCGAGGCGGGUGCCCGCCUCUCACCACCUGCGCCUCCACUGCUGGCAUCCGCAGCCUCCUCCUCCUCGCUGCUGUCCGCCAGUAGCCCAGCUUCAUCCCUGGGCUCGGGCACCCCGGGCACCAGCAGCGACAGCCGGCAGCGCUCCCCGCUGUCCGAUUACAUGAACCUGGACUUCAGCUCUCCCAAGUCCCCCAAGCCGGGCACCCGAAGCGCGGACCCAGUGGGCUCCCUGGAUGCCCUGCUCUCGCCUGAGGCUGCUUCCCCCUACCCACCACUGCCUCCACGUCCUUCUGCCUCGCCCACCUCCCUGCAGCAGCAGCCCCCUGCACAGCCUCCUCCAGGGGAGCCCUACCAUCUGCCUCCAGCAUUGGGCACUGCCACCUCCCAAGGCCCCAGUGCUGCCUCCUCUACAUCCUCUGAGACCGGGGACAAUGGUGACUACACCGAGAUGGCCUUUGGUGUGGCUGCCACCCCGCCUCAACCCAUCGCGGCCCACCCAAAACCGGAAGGAGCCCGAGUGACCAGCCCCACCUCGGGCUUGAAGAGGCUGAGUCUCAUGGACCAGCUGUCAGGGGUGGAGGCCUUCCUGCAGGCCAGUCAGCCCCCCGACCCUCACCGAGGCGCCAAGGUCAUCCGCGCAGACCCGCAGGGGGGCCGCCGCCGCCACAGCUCCGAGACCUUCUCCUCGACCACCACGGUCACCCCGGUGUCGCCGUCCUUCGCCCAUAACCCCAAGCGCCACAGCUCAGCCUCUGUGGAAAACGUCUCUCUCAGGAAAAGUGUCGAGGGCAGUGGUGGGGGCAUCCUCGGUGGGGGCCUCGGAGCAGGUGAGGAGCCACCCACGUCCCCAGGACAGUCACAGCCAUCAYUCCCUGUGCCUCCGACCCCGCAGGUGCGGCCGUGGGCCCCGGGCCAGCCUGGGGGCUUGGUGGGCUGUCCUGGGGCCAGUGGUUCUCCUAUGCGAAGAGAGACCUCGGCGGGUUUCCAGAAUGGCCUCAACUACAUCGCCAUUGACGUGAGAGAUGAUCCAGGGCUGUCCCCCCAGAUGCAGCAUCCGCAGCCAGGAGACAAGAGCUGGGGCCGGACCCGUAGCCUCGGGGGUCUCCUCAGUGCCGUGGGGGGCAGUGGCACCAGCGGGGUGUGUGGGGGCCCGGGCCCUGGUGCCCUGCCUUCGGCCAACACCUACGCCAGCAUCGACUUCUUGUCCCGUCACUUGAAGGAGGCCACCAUCGUGAAAGAAUGAAGCGCCCUCCGGCUGCACCGCCCGGAGGUCGACAGCGGAGAUUUCAGCCUAUUUCCCACCGAAGCUGGAAGCUGCAUGCGACGUCUGUCGGAUCUGGGCCAUUGCACGUGGAGACCUCUGAACUGGACAGGAACCAACCAGGCCCAAGCGCCUGCCUGUCUCGCUUGUCCCGGCCGGGGCCUGCAUCAUUGUGCAGUGUGUGUUGUAUUUUGUUUUAUUUUAUGACUUAAAUUAGCCGAAGAAGUUAUUCUGGAGCAAAUUGGAUGUUUUUAUUGGCCUUCUUAAAUCGUAGCCGGUGUCUUCAUUUCUUCUUACUUUUAUUUUGGCAAAGCAGAUCUAUCCCUCAGCAUGCUAGGAGAUGCUACCAUACCCACCGAAGUGGUAAAAUCUGGUAUUUACUGGCUUACACUCAGCUCUACCACAGUCCUACCUCAGUCCAAGGUAACGCCGGAUCACGUGGUCGGGGUGCAGAGGCUUCCUGCACGUCCACCCCAGGGCUCGAGCGUGGCCUUGGCCUCGCCGACCUGCCCGAGUGGACACAGGUUCCAGUCCAGGUACCUGCGAUGUUGACUGGUGCACGGAGCCCAGCGUGGGACUGACAGUUCUCCAUGGAAGUGAAAUCUGGGAUCGGACUUCGAAGAUGGAUUCGUAAAUAAUUCUUAUUAAGUGUAACUGAAGCAACCUACUUUUGAAAAUCAUCAGUUGUAUU
Messenger RNA from Urocitellus parryii (Arctic ground squirrel), 5261 nucleotides. RefSeq names its product insulin receptor substrate 2 (gene Irs2). Lineage: Eukaryota; Metazoa; Chordata; Mammalia; Rodentia; Sciuridae. Gene Ontology annotation, molecular function: phosphatidylinositol 3-kinase binding; insulin receptor binding. Gene Ontology annotation, cellular component: plasma membrane; cytosol. The record is from RefSeq and is a predicted model, not a curated record. Gene Ontology annotation, biological process: insulin receptor signaling pathway.